UUGAAUAACUGACUUUUUUCUCGAUCUGUUACGAAGUAGCGAGAAAAGUUUUGAAUAUUGAUUUAUAUGACACAUUAAAGACUAUUUUUUAAAUAUCUUGUAUUAUGAGAUGUGUCGUAUCUUUUAAAAAAAUUGCUAUAACAAGUGUAUUCUAUGUAUGAUAAAAAAUUGGCAACCCUGGUAGUUAGUGAUGGAAAAUUCCACUGCUGCUAUACGUCUGAGGUAUACAUUUUAGGUGAACUAAAUUCACAGAAAAAAAAACUACAAAAUGGCGGCUGGAAAGUCGUCUGCUCUAAGUGAGGUUGGGGAUUUUUUAGUUGUUGCUGGCUAUUUUGUUUUACUCGUUUCCGUUGGAAUAUGGAGUCUGUGUCGCGCACACCGAGGUACAGUGAGGAACUAUUUCCUAGCAGGUCGGUCAAUGACUUGGAUUCCAGUUGGGGCUUCAUUAUACGCCAGUAAUAUAGGAAGUGAACAUUUUAUUGGCCUCGCUGGUACCGGAGCUGCAGCCGGCAUUUCUAUCAUCAUUUAUGAAUGGCUGGGAAUGCCCCUAGUAAUCUUACUCGGAUGGAUGUUUGUCCCGGUGUACAUAUCAGCAGGGGUAACGACGAUGCCGGAGUAUAUGGAGAAGAGAUUUGGGGGUCAGAGAAUACGAGUUUAUCUCAGUAUUCUAUCCCUCGUUGUCUACAUUAUAGUGCGCCUUGCUGCGACUAUAUUCGGAGGAUCUCUGUUCAUACAGAUGGCGAUGGGUUGGAACAUGUAUCCUUCCAUAGCGUUCUUGUUGGUCGUCACUGGCUUAUUCACAAUAUUAGGAGGUCUAACAACUGUUAUCUACACAGACACGUUCCAGACCGGAAUUCUCUUGGUAGGAUCCAUAGUCCUGUCCGCGAUGAGUUUUCAUAAAAUAGGCGGGUACGCAAACCUCCGUGAGAAGUAUAUGGACUCCACCCCGUCGAUUCGGGAUUACAACAGCACGUGCGGUUUACCGCGCGAGGAUGCAUUUAACAUACUUCGUGACCCGAUUAAUUCAGACAACCCCUGGCCUGGCCUCAUAUUGCAGAUGGUUUUAGGGUGUAUGUGGUAUUGGUGCAACGAUCAGGUAAUUGUUCAAAGGACAUUGGCAGCAAAGACACUGUCUCAUGCCAAAGCCGGAUCUCUGGUAGCCGGCUAUCUGAAGAUUUUACCCAUGUACAUCAUGGUCAUGCCGGGAAUGAUUAGCAGAAUUCUAUUUCCAGAUGAGGUAGCUUGUGUGGACCCUGAAGAGUGUACCAAAUAUUGCGGUAAUCCCGUCGGCUGCUCGAACAUCGCGUAUCCCAAACUUGUGCUCGAAAUCUUACCCACAGGAUUACGGGGUUUACAGGUGGCGGUGAUGUUGGCUGCCAUUAUUGGCUCACUGACCUCCAUCUUUAACAGUGCUAGCACAAUAUUUACCAUGGAUCUCUGGACAAGAAUACGUUCUAAAGCAUCCGAGAAAGAAAGACUUGUUGUAGGAAGAGUAUUUAUUGUGUUUAUGUGUAUACUAAGUGUAUUGUGGAUACCGCUGGUUAAAUCCUCUCAAAGUGGACAACUUUUUAUCUACCUUAACGCCAUACAAGGUUACCUAGCAACGCCUAUUGGUGCCCUGUUUUUGAUGGCAGCAUUAUGGAAACGUAUGACUGAGCCGGCUGCGUUUUACUCUUUGCUGAUCGUUCAAGUUAUUGGGCUGGCUCGAUUGGUGAUAGAUUUCACGUACCCUGCACCUAUCUGUGGUGAGCCGGAGACCCGACCUGCUGUGUUGUAUGAAGUACACUACACGUACUUCUGCGUGAUGCUAUUUUUCCUGACGAUGAUUGGUAUAGCCAUCAUCAGCAUGUUUACGUCGCCCAGAGAUAAUGUUGAUGGACUUACAUGGUGGACCAUAAAGAAAGGAUUAGACAAGAAGGCAGAGUCUGAUCCUGAAAUUUCAGGUCAACUUGAAAGUAAGACGGAUUUUACAGUUGAAAGUGAAUCGUCUGAGAAUUCGACAUCAGACGACACUAGAUCACGUGAUACGAGUGACGAGGAUAGACAGCGUUCUAAUGAGAUCGGAAAGGUUAGACGGAUCCUAUACAGAAUAUGCGGCGUGCCAAUAGUGUCACACUCCUAUCACAGCGAAGAUUGUCAUGUCAAAUAUAAGAAACAGUUCUUUAUAGAAGAUCCAUUCUGGAAAAUGGUGUUAGAUAUAAGCGCUGUACUCGGGAUGGUUCUGGUUGUGUUUUUGGUCGGUUUUUACCACUGAUGCAUUAAUAACAUAUAACAUUUUUUUCUCUAUUUAUUUCGCUUGGUUUUACAAGCAUAUUGUGAGUUUAUUUGGCCGAAAUAUCGACAAGGAUUCGAUGCUAAGCUGAGGUUCAUUGUCCUUUUUUCUCUAUUUAUUUUGCUUGGUUUUACAAGCAUAUUGUGAGUUUAUUUGGCGGAAUAUCGGCCAAGACUCGAUGCUAAGCUGGGGUUCUUAGAUCUUUUUUCUCUAUUGAUAUUGCUUGGUUUUACAUGCAUAUUGUCAGAGUUAAUUUGGCCAGAAUAUCGACCAGGACUCGAUGCUAAGCUGAUGUCCUUAGGCUUUACAUUACUUAGUAGUUAACGGACAUAAAACAGUAUAGUUAUAUAUCAGACGCUAGAAUAUAUAUAGAUAUAUUUGCUACUGGAGUUUUAAACUGAAUUAUUGAAAAUUUAUUUUUAUUAUACUUUCGGUCGAUAUGUUCGAACAACUUAUUUAUCUAUUUAACAAUGUUGUAAUAAAAAGGGAGUUAAGAGAUGAAAA
This is a messenger RNA of Ruditapes philippinarum (Manila clam), 2776 nucleotides long. RefSeq names its product sodium/glucose cotransporter 4-like. Gene Ontology annotation, cellular component: plasma membrane. The transcript has 16 exons. The record is from RefSeq and is a predicted model, not a curated record. Gene Ontology annotation, molecular function: D-glucose:sodium symporter activity. The coding region runs from base 269 to 2254 and encodes 661 amino acids. Gene Ontology annotation, biological process: transmembrane transport. Lineage: Eukaryota; Metazoa; Mollusca; Bivalvia; Venerida; Veneridae.